This is a messenger RNA of Cyclopterus lumpus (lumpfish), 3563 nucleotides long. It is a transcript of the gene nfe2, whose product is annotated as nuclear factor, erythroid 2. The coding region runs from base 1602 to 3032 and encodes 476 amino acids. NCBI's taxonomy places the organism in Eukaryota, Metazoa, Chordata, Actinopteri, Perciformes, Cyclopteridae. Gene Ontology annotation, cellular component: nucleus. Gene Ontology annotation, biological process: regulation of transcription by RNA polymerase II. Gene Ontology annotation, molecular function: DNA-binding transcription factor activity, RNA polymerase II-specific; RNA polymerase II cis-regulatory region sequence-specific DNA binding. The record is from RefSeq and is a predicted model, not a curated record. The transcript is spliced from 3 exons.
CAUCCUUUUUCUGUUUUGUCAGAUAUUUCUGAUAUUGCAUACUGAGAGAUUACAAUGUUCACACUUAAAUUAAAUCUAUACAGCAGUAUAUUUAAGAAGAUGUAUCACUUCAGUAGAGUGAUAUUACACAUAAUUAUAUAACAAAGUGAGCUACUGAACUAUUGUAAUACAAUAUUUGCUAAAGCUUCCAAGCAUGUAAGUUGUAAAUAAUAGAGUUGAAGUGAAAACACAGAGAAAUAUAUCUCGCUAUAUUACAUUUUUUCUGAGUUAAUUUGACUUUUGACUUUUAAUUGGCUGAACCAGUGAGUUUUGAGUGAAUUAUGAUUUCUUACGGUAAAGGUAACAACCUAUAUAAACUUACCACAAACACAAAGCUGGUUAUAGCAGGAUAUGAUAGCUAUAACCCUAUAGUAUGUUUCAGAACCUUUAAAAUAUACAAAAUAAUCCAUGCCAUGAGGUGCCAUUGGAAUAAUACGCAAUAUUACACAUUUUAUGCACACAUUGGUUUUGAAAUGAUAACAAAUUUAAAUCUUAGAUUAAAAAAGAGAAAACACGUUUGUCAAUUCCACCAUUACCAAGUAGAAAGAAUGACUUGUAAAGUACAUGUAUUGUACUAAAACAUACCCCAUUUUGCAACAGUUUAACUCAUUUAUUCAGGUCUCGGUGACACCUCAGUGUGACAGCCUGUUGUUAGAUAUUCCACUUCAACUAGCCUGACUUAGAUUACUCUUUUUUAAACAUCUUUUGUAUUUCAGAAAACUCUAACUUCAAAAGUACUUUCGACCACUCCCAUGUGUCAUAACCACAAAGCAGUUACUGCAUUAUUGUCAGUGGAGAAGCUUAAGGCGGCCACUUCAGGAGAUCACAUUUAUUGCCGGGAAGAUUACUGUUUAAAUAUAUUUAUUACAUCAACAUGUUGCUCAAAAUGAGAUAUUCGAGUUAAUAAAGUGGCCUUCCGACUGUGAAAGUUGAGAAUAAAAGCCAAAAACAAGAGAAUAGAUCAAACUAAAUGUGUGUGUUGUAUAUUGUAAAGUGUAUACAUUUCAAAGUGAUUCAGUGUGCACUUCUCUGUUGGUGUUUAGGCAGCUGUUUAAUUGAAAUUAAAUUAAAUGUAAAUUCUCAUUGUGUUUUUAACUCAAGUGGAAUAUUUCCAAAAUUCUAAAAGCCAAGUUGGUGAUGCAAAGACAUUAAAAAUACUGCUACUGACAGAGCUUAACCAAAAGGGGUUAAAGAUUACUGCCAACAUGCAAGACAUACACCAAAUUUUCCAAAAACAGCCAUCAGGCCCAUGUGUGUGUUUUGGAGAGCGCUGUUUUCCCGCAGAUUGUGUUAUCAGGGGUCGGCAUAGCUGCACCCGGGACAGCUGUUGGGCGGAGUUAAAUCAACUGAACUGAACCCUUCAUGUGCUCCAAAAGAACCGACAGAACACCCAGUCAUUUAUUGAAAUGUGCUUGAACGCAUGGUGUGACUUCAUGGCUCGCAGAUGACCCAUGCUUUUUUAUUUCUUCUUUCUGUUUGUGUCAAAGUUUAUGCUGGAAAGGAAUAACUCGCUGGUUUGUGUCUUUGCAAGGUUGAUCUUUUGCAACGAAAGCUUGUCCUGAAUGUGUUCCACGGCCAACUAUGUUCUCCCUCUGAGGAGAACCUGUGAGGUAUUAGCCACUCCAGGCAGGCUGUGUGGGGGAGUGUCCAUGUCAAAUAAUUUCUCUGGAGCUAGGUCUCAUGGAGCUCCUCAGGACACAGAGAUGGAUGUUGCUUGGCAGGAGCUGAUGGCCAUCACAGAGCUGCAGGAGUUUGAAGUCGCCACUGCAGGCUCCUAUGAAACAGCACCAUACCAAACCAUGCAGCCCAUGGUCCCUAUGGGAGGAUAUGAGAUGGCUCAGUCCCAUUCUGAAACGCCUCCUGCGGUUUGUGAGCUCAGCACUGCUGACACUUACAAUGGAUGUUACUCUCAAGAGGUGCCUGUCCGUCACCGUCUAAGCAGCCACGCCGAGGCAAUGUACGGACACUCGGAUUCUCAGCGCAAUCAAAGAAUGCACCCCAUCGCUUCUCACUCACAGCCCUUGCACGUGGCUCUGAGGGCCCAAAUGAACAUGUCCGGUACCAACCAAGGGCAGAGGAGGGCCAACGCUGGUCUCUCUCAGGAUCUACAUCGGCACAUGCUGUGGACUACACAUGGAGCUGAUGACCUAGAGUCAGACUCUGGUCUGUCUCUGGGUUCUAGUCCUCCGCUGGCCUCCCCAGAUAAUCCUGUUAGUGGUGCACCAGGUUGCAAGAGUGUGACAUAUAGUGAUGGAGAACCAGACAGUAUGGGUGAACACGCCAGAAGAGCACACAUCCAUUACUCAAUGGACUACCAGAGUCAAGCUCAAUCAUAUUUACACCCAGGUGCACAGACAUCUUAUAUUUCAAACCAACCAACUUCAUCUCAACCUAGUGCUGUGACUCUGUCAAUGAAACAGGGUCAGACCACUGCUCUGAGCAACCUGCACAUUGACUCUGGAGAGUCCAGCAGAGGGAGCUCACAGUAUAACCUGUAUGCACAACCACAAGGAAGUAUCUCCAGCCCAGCUUCAAUAAGCAGGGAUGAGCGGCGGGCAGUGUCUUUAAAGAUCCCCUUCCAAAUGGAGAAGAUCAUCAAUCUACCCGUGGACGACUUCAAUGAGCUCCUGACACAGUACACUCUGACAGAUACUCAACUGGCACUGGUCAGGGACAUUAGACGGAGAGGGAAGAACAAGGUGGCAGCUCAGAACUGCAGGAAAAGGAAGCUAGAGAGCAUAAUUCACCUUGAAAGAGAACUGCACCAGCUGCAGGCCCAAAGAGAGCACCUUGCACAGCAAAGAGUUGAGUUCAAGCACAGCUUGGCUUUUAUUAAAUGUCACCUUACAGACCUUUAUUCUGAAGUAUUUUCUCACUUGAGAGAUGAGGCUGGACAACCAUACUCAACAGAUGAAUAUGCCCUACAACAGACACCUGAUGGUAAAAUGUAUUUGGUACCUCACGCAACGAUGCAAAAGAGAGAGCAAUGCUGAUUUUUGGAGUCAUGAUUUAAUUUCCUUACAAAAGGCUGAAGGAUUGUGCCAAUCGAAAGUAUAUCAACUGAAAGUUAAAUGUAAAACGUGCCAUACAUUUAUCAUUGGACACCUGUCAUCCUCUUACAAUGAACUGAAACCACACCAGAGUUCCUUAUAAAAAAUAGUUUAUUAAUAUAAAUAAGACACUGCACAGCAGUCGUAUUCAAAAAAAAAAAUUACCCGCCCGAUUGUUCAGGAAACCUGUAAAAAAAGAAAGGAGGUUAAAUAAAGGAAAACUUAGCAAAAUAAAUUUAGGGUUUUGAAUGAUUGUACCUGAUUUAGCCAUUGUCACUGAAAUGAAGUCAGGUUUUGAAGACCAGGGGGUUCCUGUAAAGCAGAAACACCAAAUAAGUAAAGCACCCCUUUUACAAAAAGAAAAUCAUUUUUGUUCACUGCAUGCAAUAUGUUGUAGGGCCUCUAUGCACUAUUAUGAGGCCAAUUUUACCAGUCCACAUUGGUGUAUGUCAUAAUAAAACUUGUUUGCACAAA